AUGUUUAGCCCAUCUUAUGGAGGUAUCAAAGCAGAGGAAAAGCCUGGACCAAUGAGUCAAUCAGGCAUCAGCGGAUACCUUCAAGGCAUUUCAUCUUACAUCCCUAGCAGCAUCAAGACAACCAUCAAGAAGCAAAUUUACACAUCACCAUCGAUUGUCGAAGGUGACAAGGAUACCAUUGUAGGAACCUAUUUUGAUGAAUGUGAAAUACUUGGUAAAAAACACAAAUUAUUAACAAUAUGUUAUAAUAAUGGUUUUCAAAUUUGGGAUUUAGAUAAUCCCGAUGGUGUAAGGGAGAUCUUUUCUUUGAGAGAGGGUAUGACUAGAUUUGUAAAGGUGUUGACAUCACCUGCUCAAGCAGAGACACCAAAUUCAGUGUUUUAUGGCAAACGCCCGUUGUUGGCGGUGGUGUCAGGUGAGGACAACCCCAAAGUAUCACGAAACAUGGUGCGUAUCUUUUCGCUACGUACCACAGAGUUGGUCAAUAUGAACAAGUUUCGUACACCCGUCUACAACAUUCUCUCCAACGACCGUAUUGUGUUGGUUUGUUUAAAGGAGCGUAUCGUCGGGUUUGACCCAGUGACCAUGACCAAGCUCAUCUCGCUGCCAUGCUACCCAAGCGUGUCUGCUAGCGGCGUGGUGGCGUUGGGUCCACGCUGGAUCGCCUACACUGAUUCGCAGCCAAUGCUCAAUUCGCCGCAAUCGUACUUCUCACAGAUCAAAGGUGCUGCCUCGUCGAUAUCCAACGGAGGUAUGCAGAACCAAUCCUUUGACAAUGCCGUCGACGUUGCCACAGAUAUCGCCAAAGAUAUGGCCCAAAAGCUGUACUAUAUCAGCGAUAUUGGCCGUAAAAAGGUGACCAAUCUGCUCUACCCAGACGACUCGCCACCUAGCAGCAGCUCACCCGCCGGCUCUGACUUUAAAGACUAUAGCAACGGCGGUGUUGGUAGUGGCGGUAGCGGUACUCCAACCGAGGGUGGCAACGUUGUCAUCAUCUACGACUUUAUUAAACAUAGAAAUAUUGCUGUCAUUAGACCAACUUCAAAUCAUCCAAUCUCUUAUUUAACUUUCGAUCCAAGCGGUACCCUUCUAUUUUCAUGUUCAACAGAAGGAACAAAAAUUAAUGUAUAUCAAAUUAUCCCGUAUUCAAAUUCUUUAUCGAUUUCAUCGCCAAGCUAUCCAAUCAACUUGGAUCCUUCACAAGCAUUUAGACAAAUUUAUGUCUUGAAAAGAGGCAUUACUAACGCAUCAAUUCAAAGUAUAAGUGUCAGUGAUACCUCAAAAUGGGUUGCUGUUACUUCAUCAAGGGGUACUACACACAUUUAUGCUAUUAAUCCACUAGGAGGAGAUGUUUCUAUUCACACUCAUAUAUCAAAGAAUCAUAAUCAAAAGAAACCUUAUGAUUUCUCAAAUAUUCCAAACUAUCUUCCAUCUGUAUUAACAUUAAAUUCAAUGGAUAGAAUUAAAUUAUCAAAUACAAAAGAAGAAAAUCCAUUGAAUAAGAUGCCACCACCAAUUAUUUCAGGUAAUAGUUCAUUUGUAGAAUCGACUACACCAAAUUUCGAACAAUUAUAUGUAGUCAAUCAAAAUGGACAACUAUUAUUGUAUGAACUUAGACCACAACCACCUGUAUCCCCAGAAAUGGAUCCAAAUACUUUAUGUCUUUCCCUUACUCCUUCAUUUGAAUGGGAUAUCUGUCGUAAAACUAGACAACAAGAUUUUAAAAGUCCUUCUAUUCCAUAUAAUAUAAAUGACGCAAAUGCAAAUAAUGCAAAUGGAAUGAAUGGAAGUAGUGGUAUAAUGGAAGAUGCUGUACAAGAUUCAGAGACUAGAUGGUUAUACAAUGUUGAGAUUACAACUCAUAGUCAAGAAAUUCGUGCUAUUUGGGGAGUUCCUCAAUUCUCUUUUAGAAACUCUUCAACUUAUAAACCAUCCCCAGACUCUUUAUCAUUCUUUGAUGAGGAUUAUCCAGUGGGUGAGGUUAUCAAGUUUGAAAAGAAGAGAUCAACCAUCUCUUCUCCAAGAGCCGAUUUCGAUGAUGGUGAAGUUGUAUCCAAUAUUAUGAUCAAUAAUCAUCAUCACAAUGGUGCUGCACAUCUACAUCAUCACUAUAGUGACAACAACCACGCCAACAAUAAUAAUAAUAAUAAUAAUGCCGUUGGACAAAAUGGACUUGGAAAGAGCGGAAAUGGUAUCCCCAACCACCACAACAACCGUUCAAAUGCUGUAGGUAUUAACCAAUACCAACAACAACAACAGCAAGAAAAUGGUGAAAUGGAAUUGAUGAAACAAUUGGAUCAAGCCAUCAAGACUCCACUCUCCAACGGACAAUCACCAAAAAUUAACAGUACCAACAACAGCAGUAACAAUGCCUAUACGAAUACCAAUAGUUACUCUAACAACAACUACAACUUGGAUACUCUAUCAUCCUCUCCUCUUUCAAACAAUGUACAUAAUUUUAAUUCAUAUUCUCCAUCAUCAAACACCGAUACGACCUCGACCUACAAUCAACAACAUCAUCAUAAUUUAAUGAAACCGGCCAACAACAACAACAACAAUUCACUUCCCAUCAAAUCCGCUGCUGCAACAUCUAUUCAUCAAUAUGACAAUAUAUAUGGUUUAAAUGAUGACGAUAUUUCAUUUGGAAAGCAGAAUGAAUUAUUACCUGUACCUCCAACAACAUCGACAACCAACAACAAACAAGCACAACCACAACAACCAACACCAACACAACCUGUAAAUAUUAAAAAGUCGACUACCACCACAUUGCAAAAUAAUGAUUAUGAACCAAGCCUUACCAGCAGCAGCGGUGGCAACACUAACACCUCUACCACCUCCACCACCACCACCAACAAUGCGACCAAUAAUACCCAAAAUGGUCCAUUGUAUCCACCAAUUCCAACAGUCACUAGACCAACACCUCCCCCAACAUUGACAGCAAUAACCAAAAAGCCAAGCUUGAGUGAUUUUGAUUCAGUAAUGUCGGCAUUGGAAAAGACACAACCAAUGAAUGUGCCUGCCUCUGCUGCCCCUGCUGCCUCGUCACUCUCAACCUCAACAUCAUCAUCAUCAGGCUCAAGCUCGGCUGGCUCAACUGCUACCUCACCAAAAUCAAAUGUUGUAGGAUCUCCAAAAGGUACCAAUCCAACACCAAGCAAAAAGAAUGGAAAGAAAUAA
This is a messenger RNA of Cavenderia fasciculata, 3177 nucleotides long. RefSeq lists its product as uncharacterized. Gene Ontology annotation, cellular component: cytoplasm. Gene Ontology annotation, biological process: autophagy; response to starvation. Gene Ontology annotation, molecular function: protein binding. The transcript is spliced from 6 exons. The record is from RefSeq and is a predicted model, not a curated record. Bases 1 to 3177 code for a protein of 1058 amino acids. NCBI's taxonomy places the organism in Eukaryota, Evosea, Eumycetozoa, Acytosteliales, Cavenderiaceae.